Serendipita indica DSM 11827 is the source of this 831-nucleotide messenger RNA. The record is from the annotation of a GenBank genome assembly. NCBI's taxonomy places the organism in Eukaryota, Fungi, Basidiomycota, Agaricomycetes, Sebacinales, Serendipitaceae.
AUGGACUUUGCAGCGUACACGACAAAAUUGGAGCCCUUUCUGCUCAUGUCUAAGAGCGCAAAGGGUGCUGCGGCCGCAAAGCUGAUCCAAGAUGCGACAACGGCCCCCGGCGUCUAUGUCUUUGCUCAACUUCUGGAAACGCAGAACAUUCGAGAGCUUCAAGCAAACCCAGACCACCAAGCAUCGUACGCUCUUUUGGAGUUGUUUGCUCAUGGAACAUAUCAAGACUACAAAGCAAAGCAGUCGUCUUACCCGGCCCUGAAUUCGGAGCAGAUCACAAAGCUAAAGUACUUAUCGUUGGCAUCUAUGGCCAUGAAAACCAGGAUACUGGCGUACAACACCCUUUUGUCAAAUCUCGAUAUCAGCUCAAUCCGUGAACUUGAAGAUCUCAUCAUAGAUGCAAUCUAUCGGGAUAUAGUCCGUGGUAAACUGGACCAGAAAGAACAGCAAUUCGAAGUAGAGUUUACGAUGGGCCGUGACCUCUCCAUGUCCCAGCUUCCAGGACUUCUCGAAGAGCUCCAGCGAUGGUCUCAGAGAACAGCUGCAGUGCUAGGCACGCUUGACAAGAAAAUCGAGGCCGUAACGUUGGAGGAGAAGAACGAAAAGCAAGCGUUUGAGAACCAUGAAGCACAGCGCGAAGCCAUGAUUCAGGAGAUCCAGUCAAAGGCGAAGAAAGGGCGUGAAAAGGAGCCCAUCGAAGAUCCGAUGGAGGUGGACGAAGGACCCAACUCGGGUGCGAGUGCACUGGGUUCGCUUCUUGGUCUUGGGAAGAGAAACAAGCCUCAAGCGGGCAGUACGGGCGGGCUCUUCCGUAAACGAACCAAGGGAUAG